Molecule: messenger RNA, 1593 nt
Organism: Aspergillus luchuensis
Lineage: Eukaryota; Fungi; Ascomycota; Eurotiomycetes; Eurotiales; Aspergillaceae
Gene: capA
Product: adenylate cyclase-binding protein
Exons: 4
Coding region: 1-1593 (530 amino acids)
Biological process (GO): regulation of adenylate cyclase activity; cytoskeleton organization
Cellular component (GO): cytoplasm
Molecular function (GO): adenylate cyclase binding; actin binding
Source: RefSeq, a predicted model, not a curated record
AUGGCGACAGGAAGCCACAUGCAUAAUCUCACCACCCUUAUCAAGCGGUUGGAAGCCGCGACCUCCCGCUUGGAGGAUAUGGCUAUGUCACUGGAUGACCCCAACUCGCCCAAGACCAUAGCCCCCCCUGCUGUGCCUGAAGCUGCUACUCCUGAGCCUCCCAAGUCAGCUCCCGCUGCGGCUCCCGCGCCGCCUCCCAUCCCGCCGCAAAUCCAGGACUUUGACACCCUGAUUAACGAGGAUGUCCGAAACUUUGUGGAACUGGGCCAGAAGAUCAAUGGCUUGGUCGGAGAACAGUCCAAGGUAGUCCUUCAAGCCUUCGAAGCCGAGCGCACCUACCUCCUUGUGUCCACGAAAGCUAGAAAGCCCGAGCAGCAGCCCCCGGAGCUCAUGACGGGCCUCCACAAUGCUUCGGACAGCAUCAACAACAUUCGCGAGUCGAACAGAGCUUCUCCACUCUUCAACCACUUCAGCGCAGUCGCGGAGGGUAUUGUUGCCCUGGGCUGGUUCUUCGCAGACAAGCCCGCCGAUUUUGUCACUGAGAUGGCUGGAGGUGUCGAAUACUACGGAAACCAGGUCCUGAAGGAAUACAAGGAGAAGGACCGUACCCACGUCCAGUACAUCCAGGCCUACUACCAGAUCUACAAGUCCCUCGCCGCAUAUCUGAAGAAGCACUACCCUAAGGGCCUGACCUGGAACGACAAGGAUGGAAUCGACGCUCAAGAAGCUCUUAGACAGGUCAAGGCCGGUAGCUCUGGCCCUGCCGCCGGCGGUGCUGCUCCUCCUCCCCCGCCACCCCCUCCAGUUCCGACUCUGAACGUUCCUGGCGGUGUUCCUCCCCCUCCUCCCCCGCCGCCCGGCGUUCCUCCUCCGCCUGCAGCAGCCCCAGCUGCACCAGACAUGUCAGCUGUCUUCGACCAGCUGAACCAAGGUGAAGCCGUCACCGCUGGUCUUCGGAAGGUCGACAAAUCCCAGAUGACGCACAAGAACCCCAACCUUCGCGCCAGCUCCAUGGUUCCCGAUAGCCCAACCUCCGGAGGCAGCGCCGUUCGGGGCAAGUCGCCCGCGCCGAGCAAGAAACCCAAGCCGGAGAGCAUGCGCGCUCGCAAGCCGCCGCGCAAGGAUCUGGAGGGCAGCAAAUGGUUCAUCGAGAACUUCGACAACCCCGGCGAGAUCGUUGAGAUCAACGCGCAGCAGAACCACUCUAUCCUCAUCUCGCGCUGCAACAAGACUAUCAUCAAGAUCAACAACAAGGCCAACGCCAUCUCCAUCGACAACUGCACUGGCCUCUCCCUCAUCGUCGACUCGCUCGUCAGCAGCCUUGACGUCAUCAAGUCCCCCAAGUUCGCCCUCCAAAUAGACGGUGUCGUCCCCACCCUCCUCCUGGACCAGGUCGAUGGCGCUACCGUCUACCUGGGCCAGCAGAGCCUGGCCACCGAGGUUUUCUCCAGCAAGUGCACUGCAGUCAACAUCAUGCUGCCCCCUAAGGAGGGAACCGACGAGGAUACCAAGGAGUGCCCCAUUCCCGAGCAGAUCAAGACAUACGUGAAGAACGGCGUUCUGGUCAACGAGAUCGUUGAGCACGCUGGUUAG